This is a messenger RNA of Vavraia culicis subsp. floridensis, 324 nucleotides long. RefSeq lists its product as uncharacterized. NCBI's taxonomy places the organism in Eukaryota, Fungi, Microsporidia, Pleistophoridae. The transcript has a single exon. The record is from RefSeq and is a predicted model, not a curated record. Bases 1 to 324 code for a protein of 107 amino acids.
AUGAAAACUUGUGACAAAGGUUUCAGCAAAAAGUUGAAUUCGCUUCUUUGUUGCUGUGGUAUGGAAAUUAAGAUGAAUAAUGAACUGUUAAAGGAUGCUACGGUUGGAUUGAAGAAAAACAUAAAGGAAAUUAACAAAGAAAUAAAGAAUCAAAGUACUAUUCUUGAAAUUAUAGAAAAUAAGGCGGUCGAAAAUGCACACAACGUGGUUAAGGCCCGCAAUAAGUUUGAAAAAGCGAUAGAAAGUUUGAAGAGCGAUUAUAGGAACUUUAUAAUUUUGUUUCUGUGCUCCGUGAUCGUGGUACUUUUUAUAGUUAUUUUUUAA